AUGAGCUCGAAGGAGAGACCCACUCUUGGUGGCACGCGGAUUAAGACCCGCAAACGGAAUAUUGCAGCGUCGCUGGACCCUGCAGCAUUUUCGGAUGCAGUGGUCCAGAUUUAUCUGGAAAAUGCUGGUGAUUUGGAACUUGUCGCUAAGAGCAUUGAAUCUUCAGAACUGAACUUCUCUAGAUACGGUGACACCUUUUUCGAGGUUGUUUUCACAGGAGGCCGUACUCAACCUGGCACAACAAAACCUGAUGAGGGGGAGCGACACCCUUACUCAUUUCUAGAUUGCGAGCCUAAGCGGGAGACUAUUCUUCCUUCUGUGAUUUAUAUACAGAAGAUUUUGCGCCGGAGGCCAUUUCUCAUAAAGAACCUUGAAAAUGUUAUGCGAAGGUUCCUUCAGUCGCUGGAACUCUGUGAAGAAGAUGAAAGGAAGAAGCUUGCAAUUUUCUCCGCACUUGCAUUCUCCCAGAAACUAUCUGGACUUCCACCAGAGACUGUCUUGCAACCACUGCUCAAGGAUAAUCUUGUGGCCAAAGGGAUAGUCCUUGCAUUUAUUACUGACUUCUUUAAGGAAUAUCUGCUAGACAACAGUCUUGAUGACCUGAUAUCCAUUUUGAAGAGGGCUAAAAUGGAAGACAGUCUUCUGGAAUUUUUCCCUUCUUCAAAGCGAACUGCUGAAGCUUUUUCUGAGCAUUUCACUAAGGAAGGGCUGGUUCAGCUAGUUGAGUAUAACGAGAAGAAAAUUUUUGAGGAAAAGCUGAAAGAGAUGAAGUCUGCUUUGACAACUUUGAUAGCUGAGGAGGCUGAUCAAUCAGAGGUCCUGGAGGUUGUGAAACAACGUGUUGCUGAUGCUAAACUACCUGAAAUUGAAGUUGUUCGGAUUCUGUGGGAUGUACUGAUGGAUGCUGUUCAAUGGUCUGGGAAGAAUCAGCAGCAGAAUGCUAAUGCUGCACUGCGCCAGGUGAGAACCUGGGCAAACCUGUUAAAUACCUACUGUACUAGUGGGAAACUCGAGCUGGAACUCCUCUACAAGGUGCAGAUGCAGUGCUAUGAGGAUGCUAAGCUCAUGAAAUUGUUCCCCGACAUAGUUAGGGCUCUCUAUGACCAGGAUGUGCUUGCUGAAGACACCAUUCUUCAUUGGUUCCGUAAAGGAACUAACCCAAAGGGCAGGCAAACCUUUGUGAAGUCACUAGAGCCAUUUGUGAAUUGGCUUGAAGAGGCCGAGGAAGAGGAAUAA
Linum trigynum is the source of this 1236-nucleotide messenger RNA. NCBI's taxonomy places the organism in Eukaryota, Viridiplantae, Streptophyta, Magnoliopsida, Malpighiales, Linaceae. The record is from the annotation of a GenBank genome assembly.